AUGCACAAUCACGAAACCAUCGAAGAACCACGACCUCUGUUGGCAGAGCAGCCAACAACGGACCAGGAGCCAGAUCAAGAUGGCAGUACUGCAGUCUAUUGGCGUCCUGCCAUCUUUUGCACGUUGAUAUAUCUUCUCAUGGGCAUUGGCUACUUUGUAAGUGCCGCACCGCAACUGCGUCUGUUUGAGUCGAUCAUCUGCCAGCAGUACUAUAAAGACUCCGACGCCUUUUCGGCAGGGAAAGGGAAUGGCAUCCCGGAACAUCUCUGCAAGGAUGGCCCCGUUCAGGCAGCUCUGGCGCAGUUGCUCGGAUGGCAAUCCUUUUUCGAUAACAUUCCUGGACUCUUCCUCGCCUUACCUUACGGCAUUCUGGCCGACAGAUACGGACGGCGGCUGGUCAUGACCUUGAGUUUUGUUGGCCAAUUCGCGGGCAUGUCAUGGGUAAUGGUCGUUUGCUGGCUAGGCUUGCCGAUCCGAGCUAUAUGGUUGUCGUCGGCGUUUCUGAUUAUCGGGGGCGGAAGCAAUGUAGCCGCCUCGAUAUUUAUGUAUUUCAAUGCGGCCGUGAUUAUAGCUGAAAUCAUCUCGCCGCCUAUCGGCUCGUUCCUGAUGCAGCGGAGCUUAUGGGUUCCGCUACUGUUGAACUCCGCUUGCGGUGCUGUCUCCAUCCUGCUCUCCUGGUACAUGCCCGAGACUAAUCCCCAUGCUGCCGCGGGAUACAAGAAUGAUUAUACUGGAAUCUCAACCUCGUCCGACGACGAGCAACUUCCGUGUUCCCCAGCAAUCGAAGGAAAUGGUAGCCUUGAGGGCCUGUUGGUUAGCCUGAAGGACAGCAUGUAUGCCAUUAUGACCCAAAAGAAUGUCUUGCUCCUUGUGCUUUCCUUUCUGAUUGCAACAUUUGCGCGGGAUUCCAUGGCCUUUCUCCUGCAGUAUGUCUCCAACCGCUAUUCGUGGUCGAUCGCAAAGACCAGCUGGCUUCUGUCGUUUCGUGCCGCAGCCCAGUUACUACAGUUCAUGAUAAUUUUACCGUGGAUUGAUCGCAGAAUGGGCAGGCGCUUUGAGGGACGGCCCCGGGAGAAAGACCUCUACCUUUCCCGGAUCAGUAUCGGGGCCAUCACUAUAGGAUUUGCCAUCAUGGGUAUUGCACCUGUAGUUGAAGUUUCUGUGAGAUUAUACCUCGGCUAA
Penicillium canariense is the source of this 1182-nucleotide messenger RNA. Its product is annotated as MFS general substrate transporter. Gene Ontology annotation, cellular component: membrane. The coding region runs from base 1 to 1182 and encodes 393 amino acids. The transcript is spliced from 5 exons. Gene Ontology annotation, biological process: transmembrane transport. NCBI's taxonomy places the organism in Eukaryota, Fungi, Ascomycota, Eurotiomycetes, Eurotiales, Aspergillaceae. The record is from RefSeq and is a predicted model, not a curated record. Gene Ontology annotation, molecular function: transmembrane transporter activity.